UUGCGGAAGUCAGAAACCAAUUCCCACAAGCAAAAAUAUGCUCUCAAGCGGUUAAAUCCUUCCAUUGAUAAUCAAUCACAUUCAGAAAUUUCUUCAUAUUCCUUUCUUCUUCAACCUCCUGAUAAAUCCUUUCAUUUCCCUCUCCCUUUUUCUCUCUCUCUAGAAAUCUCUGUGCCCUACAAUGGCGACUCUCGCGGAUAUUGGAGUUUCCGCCUUAAUCAAUAUCAUCACUGCGGUUGUGUUCCUUCUUGCUUUUGCGAUUCUGCGGAUUCAACCGAUCAACGACAGAGUUUAUUUUCCGAAAUGGUACAUCAAUGGCGGACGAAAUAGUCCUCGCGCCUCCGGAAGUUCUGUGCGGAAAUAUGUUAAUCUCAACAUUUGGACUUACUUCACAUUCUUGAAAUGGAUGCCGGCGGCUUUGAAGAUGAGCGAAGAUGAGAUUAUUAGCCAUGCUGGAUUUGAUUCUGCUGUUUUUCUCAGGAUUUAUACUCUCGGGUUGAAGAUAUUCUUCCCAAUAGCGAUUGUUGCGCUACUUGUUCUCAUCCCAGUCAAUGUGUCUAGUGGGACACUCUCCUUCCUAAGGAAAGAAUUGGUUGUAAGCAACAUUGAUAAGCUUUCAAUAUCCAAUGUUCGUCCUCAUUCCAUAAGGUUUUUUGCUCAUAUAGGAUUGGAGUAUUUGUUUACCCUAUGGAUUUGUUUCAUGCUUUACAAAGAAUAUGACAAUAUAGCACGAAUGAGAUUGAAUUUCUUGGCGUCCCAACGCAGAUGUGCCGAUCAAUUUACUGUGUUGGUUAGAAACGUACCACAUUCAUCCGGUCGCUCGAACUCGGAUACAGUUGAUCAAUACUUCCAUAAAAAUCAUCCUCAACACUAUCUUUCUCAUCAGGCUGUAUAUAAUGCCAACAAGCUUGCUAAGCUUGCAAAAAAGAGAGCAAGGCUCCAGAACUGGUUGGACUACAAUAUCUUGAAGUUCGAACGGCAUCCCGAUAAGAGACCGACUCGAAAGACCGGAUGGUUCGGACUUUGCGGUAAAAGAGUCGACUCGAUCGAGUAUUACAAACGACAAAUGAAGGAUCUCGACGCCCGAAUGGCAUUGGAGAGGCAGAAAAUUGUCAAAGAUCCGAAAGCAAUAUUGCCUGUUUCUUUUGUUUCGUUUAAGUCUCGAUGGGGUGCUGCUGUUUGUGCACAGACUCAGCAGAGUAAGAAUCCCACGUUAUGGCUCACUAAUUGGGCUCCUGAGCCUCUUGAUGUUUAUUGGCAGAACUUGGCUAUACCAUUUGUUUCUGUAAGCAUCAGAAAAUUACUCAUAUCGUUGUCGGUUUUCGCUCUCGUGUUCUUCUAUAUGAUACCGAUUGCGUUCGUACAAUCACUCGCCAAUUUGGAAGGUCUCGAACGAGUUGCUCCUUUUCUAAGACCCGUCAUAGAAUUGAAGCUCGUAAAAUCGUUUCUACAGGGCUUCCUUCCUGGUUUGACUCUCAAAAUCUUUCUAUUUAUACUGCCAAAAGUUCUAAUGAUCAUGUCCAAAAUUGAGGGUCAUGUAGCUGUUUCUAUGCUGGAAAGAAGGGCAGCAGCUAAGUACUAUUACUUCAUGCUAGUAAAUGUGUUCUUGGGAAGCAUUGUGACUGGCACAGCUUUUGAGCAACUGGAUGCCUUCAUUCACCAAUCUCCUACACAAAUUCCUCGGACGAUCGGAGUUUCCAUACCGAUGAAGGCGACGUUCUUCAUUACGUACAUAAUGGUCGAUGGAUGGGCUGGAAUGGCGAGCGAGAUUCUUCGAUUGAAACCGUUGGUCAUCUUUCAUCUCAAGAAUCUUUUUUUGGUGAAAACUGAUAGAGAUAGAGAAAAGGCAAUGAACCCAAAAGGUGUGCAUUUUCCUGAAACUUUACCAAGCUUACAAUUGUACUUUCUACUCGGAAUCGUCUACGCCGUCGUCACUCCGAUUCUUCUCCCAUUUAUACUCGUCUUCUUCGCGUUUGCAUACUUGGUUUACCGACAUCAGAUCAUCAAUGUAUAUAAUCAGCAAUAUGAGAGUGUUGGUGCCUUUUGGCCCCAUGUCCAUGGCCGCAUCAUAGCAAGCUUGUUGAUAUCUCAGUUACUUUUAUUGGGUUUGCUCAGUACAAAAAAGGCUGCCAAUUCUACUCCCUUGCUCGUCGCCUUACCGAUAUUGACAUUGUUCUUCCACAAGUACUGCAAGAACCGGUUCGAACCCGCCUUUCGUAAAUACCCUCUUGAGGAAGCAAUGGCCAAAGAUACACUAGAGCGGAGCACGGAACCUGACCUUGACGUAAAAGCAUUCUUAUCAGAUGCUUACUUGCAUCCAAUUUUCAAGUCGGUAGAGGAAGAAGAAUUAACCGAGAUUAAAGUUGAGAAACAAAAAUCUCCCAUACAAGAAGCAACUCAUUCAUGAGAACGAAGAUCUUUCUA
Cucurbita pepo subsp. pepo (vegetable marrow) is the source of this 2424-nucleotide messenger RNA. RefSeq names its product hyperosmolality-gated Ca2+ permeable channel 1.8. Gene Ontology annotation, cellular component: plasma membrane. Gene Ontology annotation, molecular function: calcium-activated cation channel activity. The record is from RefSeq and is a predicted model, not a curated record. Lineage: Eukaryota; Viridiplantae; Streptophyta; Magnoliopsida; Cucurbitales; Cucurbitaceae.